UCUUCAAUGGACACCAUGGGCAAGAUAAUCUUCUACGAGGACAAAAACUUCCAAGGUCGCAGCUAUGAAUGCAACAACGACUGCACGGACCUUCACUCCUUCUUUAACCGCUGCAACUCUAUCCGUGUGGAAAGCGGCUGCUUCAUGAUCUAUGAGCGAGCCAACUUCAUGGGCCACCAGUACUUCAUGAGGAGGGGAGACUAUCCCGACUAUCAGAGAUGGAUGGGCUUCAGCAGCUGCAUCCGCUCGUGCAGGAUGAUUCCCGCAUACCGAGGCUCAUACAGGUUGCGAAUUUAUGAGAAGCCUGACUUCAGCGGUCACAUGAUGGAGUGCAUGGACGACUGUUCCUGUGUGUCUGACCGUUUCCAUCACCGCCAUAUCUACUCCUGUAAUGUCAUGAAUGGCUACUGGAUCUUCUAUGAGUACCCCAACUUCCGAGGACGCCAGUACUUCCUGAGGCCUGGCGAGUACCGGCGGUACCGCGACUGGUGCGCCACCUGCGCCAUUGUCGGCUCCUUCAGGAGGGUCACUGAAUUUUAG
Messenger RNA from Phycodurus eques (leafy seadragon), 540 nucleotides. RefSeq names its product gamma-crystallin M2-like. Bases 7 to 540 code for a protein of 177 amino acids. The transcript has 3 exons. The record is from RefSeq and is a predicted model, not a curated record. Lineage: Eukaryota; Metazoa; Chordata; Actinopteri; Syngnathiformes; Syngnathidae. Gene Ontology annotation, molecular function: structural constituent of eye lens. Gene Ontology annotation, biological process: lens development in camera-type eye; visual perception.